Gadus macrocephalus (Pacific cod) is the source of this 1722-nucleotide messenger RNA. RefSeq names its product 15-hydroxyprostaglandin dehydrogenase [NAD(+)]-like. Bases 128 to 919 code for a protein of 263 amino acids. The record is from RefSeq and is a predicted model, not a curated record. The transcript is spliced from 7 exons. Gene Ontology annotation, molecular function: oxidoreductase activity, acting on the CH-OH group of donors, NAD or NADP as acceptor. Gene Ontology annotation, cellular component: cytoplasm. Lineage: Eukaryota; Metazoa; Chordata; Actinopteri; Gadiformes; Gadidae.
GUCUGGACUCUAGGUACUUUUGAGCAAUGCUUUGGAAUUCGUUUUUUAGCCAAAGCUUUCCACGUUGCUUUUCUUCUGUGCAUUUGUUAAGGGAAGUAGGGAAGUUAAGACCCAGUUUGUCAUCCAAAUGGCGUUAGAAGGCAGAACAGCGGUGGUGACUGGUGCAGCGCAGGGGAUAGGAAGAAGUAUUUCUGAGAUACUUCUCAAAAACGGUGCCAAGGUUGCACUGUUGGAUGUCGCUGAAGCUACUGGGACCACCUUGAAGAAGUCCCUGGAUGGGCAAUAUGGACCGGAGCGCACACUGUUCAUCCCCUGUGACGUUCAAUCCCAGCAGCAGUUUAAAGCUGCCCUACAGAAAGUUGUAGAGACAUUUGGACAUCUUGAUAUUUUCUGCAACAACGCGGGUAUCGCCAAUGAAAAUGACUGGGAGAAGACUGUCUCCAUUAAUCUGAUGGGCGUUGUGAGAGGAUCUUACCUGGCUCUGGAACACAUGAACAAGCUGAGCGGAGGCCAGGGAGGAGUGAUCAUCAACAUUGCGUCCCUAGCAGGACUUGGCCCACUUCCAGGUGCACCCAUUUAUACAGCGACCAAACAUGGGGUGGUCGGUUUCACAAGAGCCAUGGCGGAAACCUCUAAGAGGUCAGGCUAUGGUGUACGCUUUAACACGAUUUGCCCUGACUUCGCCAAAACGGACAUCCUCAAUUACCUGGAUUCAACGGCAACACUUGGACAAUUCGCCCACCUAGCAGAUCCGACCAGAAAAUUUGUGGAACAGCAUGGACUUUUGGAUGUGUCUCAGGUGAGCGAAGCCUUCCUACAGCUGGUGUUUGAUGAAACCAAGGAUGGAGCAUCUCUCAUGGUGCUCCUCAAAGGAUCGCAGUACUACACGUCUAACUUCCUCGAGUGGUCUGAUAUUUGAGAAAAUAGAAGACAUUUACCAAAAGCCAUUGAAAGAUACGACUAAUAGAUACCAUCGAUUUGUGUUAGCUGUGCUAAACAAUUGUAAUCUGUAGUGAAGCCAAAUCAUGGUCUUAGCAUGCUGCUUUAAUGAUCUUGCAAUCUCUGUCUUUUAUAAGCCGUAUAUUUUACUUUUGAGGAAUGUCAUACAAGAGGGAGUGCUGAUAUUCAGUAUAACAGUACGACUGUGAAUGUGAUAUUGCUUUAUUACUGUCUCUCAUUUUAUUAGUUCACCUGUAAAGCGGAGUGAUACCAGCUCAAUUAAAGUCCUAGAGCUGUUAUACUUGUAUCAGCACUCAUGGAAGGCCUCUUGUCCAAUGAAAUUACUAUGUCAGAACUAACUGUUUUAGAAUUAUUAAUUGCUAUUAGUAGCAUUUAACUUUACCAGAGGUAGUCUUGACUUGCAAAUCAAUGUCGAAAAGGCCCUAACUUCACCAUGUUUAAUUAAAUUAUCAAUGAUUCCUGCAAGCCUUUUCAACGUUUAAGUAACAAGAGGGAUGGGUCAGUGUUUCUCAGGCCGAUGACAGCUGAACCAGCUGCUGGGCUAGAGUUCAUCUACCUUAAAUUUACACUUUGAUAUCACAAGAUGAUACAUUUUAAUGUCGGGGUCAUGAACUAACUAUAAUUUGUAAAUGAUUAACCACUAUCUGUUUCAACUCCAUCGAUUUGUAUCAACGUUCUCUUACAAUGCAAGAGUUACCCAAACAUGUUUUCUUUUAUAUUGCCUCACAUGCUUUGAAUAAACACACUUGUAUCUCUCGGCCA